CGUGAAACUCCAUCAUGUGACUGGCGGAAAGGCAAAAUGGCGGCCACGGGAGAGGAGGCUGCUGCGAUGGAUAGCAUCUCCAGAGUACCCCCUGUCCAUCCUACCGUUCUCAGCCUGGGAGGGAGCUCCGAACCCCGGGGAGAGCCUGGCGAGACUGCUGCUGACGGCCAGGUUGUGCCCGCGGCGCCCAAGAAGCCUACCAGCAGCAGUGACGGUGGGGUGGAGACUGCAGAGGAGGCUGUAGAACCAGACAUCAAUGAGCUCUGUACAGACAUGUUCGAUAAGAUGGCGGUCUUCCUACAAGGAGAACUCACAGGCACCUGUGAGGACUACCGUCUGCUGGAGAAUAUGAACAAGCUGACCAGUCUGAAGUACAUGGAGAUGAAAGACAUCAGCAUUAAUAUCAGCAGGAACCUGCAGGACCUCAACCUCAAGUACGCCAGCCUCCAGCCCUAUCUAGACCAGAUAAACCAGAUUGAGGAACAAGUGUCGUCUCUGGAGCAGGCUGCUUAUAAACUGGACACCUACUCCAAGAAGCUUGAGGCCAAAUUCAAGAAACUGGAGAAGCGAUGAUGAGUAAAUAUGGAAGAAGAUUAUAUGGAAAGGAGGAAAAGGGGUUGAUGGAGGAAGUCUGAGGGGGUACUGGUCCUCCUUCUCCCCGUCUGUUAACCCUUUUGAUCUGAGGAAGCAACACCCACAUCUUUACAACACCAGCCUUAUAUAGAGAGGUAUGAGGUAGCCUGGGGUUGGUUGGAGGGAUAUGGAUCAUUAAAGUUGCUUGUCGAUGGGGCUUUGGGUAGUUUGAGUCCAUAUUCCUGUUAGCAACAUUCCAGGCCGCUCUGUGUCGUCCUGUCACUAUGACAAUUUACUUCCUGGAUUUAGUGAAUUGACCCCUACCUUGGUGCACACUACCCUAGAAUCAGCAACCUCCUUCUAACCUUGAAGGUACACAGCUAAGAAGAUGACAACCAAAUUCACUUUUCUAUUGAUGGAGCUUCUUUAAAUGUUUUCCUCUGCUGGCAUCAUGAACUGAAUUCAAACCUUUUUUAUGAUCUUUAUAAUACUUCUUUGCUUGUGUAUACUAAUGUCCCUUAAAAGCAUUGACAUACAUGUUUGAUUGCAGCAUGUGCACAAUGUAUCUUCUAAAAACAUGAACUAAUGAUAAUAAAUCUGUGAAGGAAA
Molecule: messenger RNA, 1182 nt
Organism: Oncorhynchus gorbuscha (pink salmon)
Lineage: Eukaryota; Metazoa; Chordata; Actinopteri; Salmoniformes; Salmonidae
Gene: bloc1s2
Product: biogenesis of lysosomal organelles complex-1, subunit 2
Exons: 5
Coding region: 37-573 (178 amino acids)
Biological process (GO): lysosome localization; endosomal transport
Cellular component (GO): gamma-tubulin complex; BLOC-1 complex; BORC complex
Molecular function (GO): gamma-tubulin binding
Source: RefSeq, a predicted model, not a curated record